AUGCCCCGUAAUACUCUUCAACGGCGUUUUACACGUACGUCAUUGCCGCCUGUAACUUCAUCUCCUCCAGGGCCAACAUUUCGAAAACCACAAUCCUCCCAGUUGUCAUCUUCCCGUGGCACUAAACGUCCUCGUCCAAUCUCUCCAUUCAGGGCUACUCCAAAGAGGUAUAUCGGUCCAGGUGGUCUCUUCGCAUACCAUGGGUCAUCGUCUAGUUCCUCGACCAAUGCCAAAGUGUUACCCACUCCCUCGGGGCCGAAUUUGUCUAGGGAGUCUCCUGCAUCUUUCGUAUCCACUCCCCAACCCGAAAUCGUUCGUUCUUUUACCGGAUAUCCCGACCUGGACCUAGUAGAAGAAACAAAUGCUCAAAUUGACGGCGAAGCUGAGGAAGAACAGGAUGGAGAUAAGGCUGUUAUCAUGGCAAUUGACUAUCGUGGGAGGAGGCUUGGUUGUUCUUUCUAUACUGAGCAGGAUGAGACACUAUGGUUCGUCAAUGAUAUAGAGGUCAAUAUUUUUGGUUCCAGUGGUGGAGCUGCUAGAGAGGUUCUCGAAAGCCUGAGGUUUCAAAUCCAACCGACAGCGAUGCUAUUUCCUAGCAGGGCGGACGACUUGUUCUCCAGUAACACAGACAGCGAUACUCUAGAGAGCUAUCCGGGUGUUGACUUGAGCAUCCGACCAGCACCAGAAUUUUCAGUGGAGCAAGGCCGGAACAAACUCUCUAACUUAGAUUUCGAAUCAAAUGAUGAAUACGCAACCUUCAUUACACCAAACGACACUAAUGCGAUGGAUGAUGACGAUGAAUAUGGACUAGGACCAAUGCCUGGAAGGGCUACGGGCAAAAAACAGACCAUGCUCCGACUUGAGAGCUAUAUUGAUACAGAAGGGAAUUAUGUUUCCGUGGGCUGCGCCGGCGCCGUUCUUUUGAAUGUCCGAAGGAGACGGGCCAUCCAAAACCCUCACAUUGAAGUGAGCCCGGAUGAAUGUGGUGUUUCAAGACUUAAGCUCUGGACCAUGGAGAAUACUAUGUUUUUGAAUGCAGACACCAUGACCUCGCUCCAGAUCUUCUCCGACGAAUCACAUCCAAGUUUCCACAAACAAGGGCCCCAUGGCCGUGGUAAGGAAGGCUUAUCACUUUUUGGAAUCGUAAACACUACCCGCACUCCUCAGGGUUACCAAUGUCUCAAACAAAUGUUCUUGCGUCCUUCGCUUGACUCCGGGGUAAUAACCUCGAGAUAUAAUGCUAUCAAAACUCUGAUUCGACCUGAUAACUCAAAUGCAGUUGGAGGAAUACACAAAAGCCUGAAGAAAAUCCCUGAUAUACGCAAAAUACUCAUAAUGUUGAAGAAAGGUGGUGAAAGUAGUGGGAACGGUAUGCUGGGGGACGUUGAGUUCGGCGCUAAAAGGAAGGCUAGAAGUACUUCAACAAGGACCUGGAAUUCGCUUCUUCAUUUCGUCUACAAUACAGUCAAGAUCCGAAACUACGUCGCCGAGAUGCUUGGGACACUAGAUAUCGAAGUUUUUCGAAAGAUCGCCGACGCAUUUGAGAUCGUACAUCUUCAAAACAUUGGGAAAAUGAUUGAUGACACUGUCGAUUUUGAAGAGUCCCAGUAUCAAGGCCGUGUCUGCGUCAAACCUGGUGUUGAUAGUGACCUUGAUGCCAUCAAAGAUACUUACAACAGUUUCGAUUACAUGCUUGGCGAUGUUGCAAAAGAGAUUAUGAACCAACUUCCGCCAAAAAUCAAAACGACUGGACUAAAUUUAAACGUUGUUUACUACCCGCAACUCGGAUAUUUAAUUUGUAUUCCGCUAGGACCAGAUAAGGAGCCAGUUUACUCCGGAAGUAACGACGAGGACGAUAUCAUGAAUAAGUGGGAUUGGAUGUUCUCGACAGCUCACAGCGCUUACUUCAAGAGUCAGCGGACGAGGGAUCUGGAGGAAAGUUUGGGUGACAUAUUUGGAGCUAUCUGCGACAAAGAAAUCGAUAUCCUUCACGAACUCCAAGAAAAAGUGAUGAAAUACAAGGAUUUAUUGACAUCAAUUUCCAGUAUCUGUGGUGAGUUAGACAGUAUUCUCUCACUCGCACAAGCUGCGAUGACACAUCAUUGGACCCGUCCUCUAAUUACCGAAGGCAACAUAAUCCGAAUUCACAAAGGAAGACACCCGCUGCAAGAGUUAUGCGUCGCAGCGUUCAUCCCCAAUGAUACAAACCUCGAAGGAGGUGGAGGCGAGAACAGUGACCUUAACAAUCCUCCCCAUUCUCCACUCGACAAUGAUCAGGCUAGCAAGAGCAUGAUGAUUGUUACGGGACCAAAUUACUCCGGAAAGUCCGUUUAUUUGAAGCAGGUAGCAUUGAUAGUUUACAUGGCACAUAUCGGAUGUUACGUUCCUGCCGAACAUGCCACGAUUGGCCUCACAGACGCUAUUCUUACGAGAAUUCAAACCAAAGAAUCUGUUACUAAAACACAAAGUGCGUUUAUGAUCGACUUGCAACAGAUUGCAGCGGCGCUUAGGUUGGCAAGCAGACGUUCCUUGCUAGUCGUUGACGAGUUCGGAAAGGGGACAGAAUCCACAGAUGGAGCUGGACUUGCCUGUGCAAUUGCAGAGCACCUAUUGGAACUUGGAUCAGAUGCGCCAAAAACUCUAAUGGCGACGCAUUAUCAUGAAAUCUUCGAAAAUGGCUUUCUUGUCGGCCAUCCUUCGCUUAGUUAUGGACACAUGAGAAUACUUCUCGACGAAACCGCGGAGAAAGCCCAGAACCAGAUUACCUAUCUAUACACAUUAGAACAGGGGAGAUCGACUAGCAGUUUCGGGACAGUAUGUGCAGCAAUGAACGGUAUCGAUAAAGCGAUUGUCGAUAGAGCAGAAAGCUUGAUUGUCAAACUCGCCAAAGGAGAAGAUUUAUCUAGCGCCUGUUCGGAGAUGAGUAUGAGGGAGAGGAGAGAAUUCGCCUAUGCUGAACACAUCGCACGAAGAUUUUUGAUGAUCGAUCUAGAUACCGAGAGGACAGAGGACGAAGAGAUUGCUGCAGAGGGAAGAGAGGUCAUAAAGGCAGCCUUGGAGCAGAUUUUCAAUGGGAGACUUGCGUAA
Messenger RNA from Orbilia oligospora ATCC 24927, 3087 nucleotides. RefSeq lists its product as uncharacterized. Gene Ontology annotation, molecular function: ATP-dependent DNA damage sensor activity; mismatched DNA binding; ATP binding. Gene Ontology annotation, biological process: chiasma assembly; mismatch repair. The coding region runs from base 1 to 3087 and encodes 1028 amino acids. Gene Ontology annotation, cellular component: nucleus. The transcript has 14 exons. NCBI's taxonomy places the organism in Eukaryota, Fungi, Ascomycota, Orbiliomycetes, Orbiliales, Orbiliaceae. The record is from RefSeq and is a predicted model, not a curated record.